CUUGCGCCCGCAUUGUCCAAACCUGUUGUGUGCUUUCUUUCUUUCUCUCGCUCGCGCACCACAUCUCUCUCUCUGCGUCUUCUAAGAUUUCAAUACUCGCGAGACAACAAAAAUAACACGAACGAACACGAACAACAAGAAGAAGAGGAACAAGAACGGAGAGCGGAGCAAUGAAGCAAGCUUCGUCGGAGGCAGUUCCGUCGCUUUCCUCGGCGCCGUCGUUCACGGAGGCGGCGACAUCGUCGACGUCGUCCGCGGCAGCGGCGGAGGACCUGGCGGUGGGGUCGCGGGACGGAGGCGGCGGCGCGCAGGAGACGGUGGCGGUGGAUCGGCGAGGCGAGUACUCGGCGGUGUGCCGAUGGACGGUGCAUAAUUUCCCUCGAAUAAAGGCUAGGGCACUGUGGAGCAAGUACUUCGAGGUAGGCGGUUACGAUUGUCGGUUGCUAAUAUACCCCAAGGGUGACUCACAGGCGCUGCCUGGUUACAUCUCCAUUUACCUCCAAAUCAUGGACCCUCGCGGCACCUCUUCCUCCAAAUGGGACUGUUUCGCCAGCUAUCGUUUGGCAAUCGUCAACCUCGCCGACGAUUCCAAAACCAUUCACCGCGAUUCCUGGCACCGAUUCUCCAGCAAGAAGAAAUCCCACGGCUGGUGCGAUUUCACGCCCUCCAACACUGUUUUCGACCCCAAAUUGGGUUACCUCUUCAACACCGAUUCUGUUUUGAUCACCGCCGAUAUUCUCAUCCUCAACGAGUCCGUCAAUUUCACGCGCGACAACAAUGAGGUGCAAUCCUCGUCUUCCUCGUCCUCCAGUGCGAUGACUUCCUCCGUGGUCGCGAGUCCCGUCUCUGAUGUUUCCAGUGGGAAGUUCACUUGGAAAGUGCAUAAUUUCAGUCUGUUCAAGGAGAUGAUCAAGACGCAGAAGAUAAUGAGCCCGGUUUUCCCUGCGGGGGAGUGUAAUUUGAGGAUUAGUGUGUACCAGAGCUCCGUCAAUGGGGUUGAGUAUUUGUCCAUGUGUUUGGAGAGCAAGGACACGGAUAAGAGUGUGGUGUUGUCUGAUAGAAGUUGCUGGUGUUUGUUUAGGAUGUCUGUGUUGAACCAGAAGCCUGGUUCCAAUCACAUGCAUAGGGAUUCUUAUGGGAGGUUUGCUGCGGAUAACAAGAGUGGUGACAAUACCAGCUUGGGGUGGAAUGAUUAUAUGAAGAUGUUGGAUUUCAUUGACGCGGAUUCGGGGUUCUUGGUGGAUGACACUGCGGUUUUCAGCACCUCGUUUCAUGUGAUCAAGGAGUUUAGCAGCUUCUCCAAGAAUGGGGCUGUGAUUGCCGGGAGGAGUGGGAGUGGUGCAAGGAAGUCUGAUGGACAUGUUGGAAAGUUCACUUGGAGGAUUGAGAAUUUUACUAGGUUGAAGGAUUUGCUGAAGAAGAGGAAAAUUACGGGUCUGUGCAUCAAGAGCAGGAGGUUUCAGAUUGGUAAUCGGGAUUGUCGACUUAUUGUUUACCCUAGAGGGCAGUCUCAGCCACCAUGCCACCUUUCAGUGUUUCUUGAAGUUACUGAUUCAAGAAAUACUUCCAGUGAUUGGAGUUGUUUUGUAAGUCAUCGUUUGUCAGUUGUGAACCAAAGGAUGGAGGAUAAAUCUGUCACCAAGGAAUCUCAGAACCGGUACUCUAAAGCUGCGAAGGAUUGGGGUUGGCGUGAAUUUGUGACACUUACCAGUCUCUUUGAUCAAGAUUCAGGUUUUCUUGUCCAGGACACUGUCAUAUUCUCCGCUGAAGUUCUUAUAUUGAAAGAGACAUCAAUAAUGCAGGAUAUUACUGAGAACGAUUCCGAGUUAAGCAGCAGUGGUUCCCCAGUUGAUAAAAGAAGUUCAUUUACAUGGAAAGUGGAGAAUUUCCUUUCUUUUAAGGAAAUAAUGGAGACUCGAAAAAUCUUCAGUAAAUUCUUUCAGGCUGGUGGCUGUGAACUUCGGAUUGGUAGGUGUUCUAUCACACAAAUUUUAUCUCCUGCAUUUUAUUCACUACCAGUUGUAGUUGUGAACUUUUACUUUUUUUAUUCUCUGAUUGAAAGGUUAUGUUUCCAUGACCCAGGUGUAUAUGAGUCGUUUGACACCAUAUGUAUUUAUUUAGAGAGUGACCAGGCUGUUGGUAGUGACCCGGAUAAAAAUUUCUGGGUCAGAUACAGGAUGGCAGUUGUGAAUCAAAAAAACCCAGCCAAGACAGUGUGGAAAGAAUCUUCUAUCUGCACAAAGACAUGGAAUAAUUCAGUUUUGCAAUUCAUGAAGGUGUCUGAUAUGUUAGAAGCAGAUGCAGGAUUUCUUGUACGUGACACUGUUGUUUUUGUAUGUGAAAUAUUGGAUUGCUGCCCUUGGUUUGAGUUUUCAGAUUUAGAGGUUUUAGCAUCAGAGGAUGAUCAGGAUGCAUUGACUACUGAUCCUGAUGAGCUCAUAGACUCUGAAGACAGUGAAGGGAUAAGUGGAGACGAGGAAGAUAUUUUCAGAAAUCUUCUUUCCAGAGCUGGAUUUCAUUUAACAUAUGGAGAUAAUCCUUCACAGCCACAGGUUACUUUAAGGGAGAAACUUCUAAUGGAUGCUGGUGCGAUUGCGGGGUUUCUGACUGGACUUCGGGUUUAUCUUGAUGAUCCUGCAAAAGUUAAGCGUCUGCUUCUACCUACCAAGCUCUCUGGCAGUUGUGAUGGGAAGAAGGCCACCAAAGCUGAUGAAUCUUCCCCAAGUUUGAUGAAUUUGCUGAUGGGAGUUAAAGUCUUGCAGCAAGCAAUCAUUGAUUUACUAUUGGAUAUAAUGGUUGAGUGUUGCCAACCUUCCGAAGUGGGUCCUGUUGCUGAUUCUGUUGAUGCAUGCUCUAAACCUUCUCCAAAUGGAAGUGGAGCUGCAAGUCCUCUUGAGUGUGAAAGAGAAAAUGGAGCAAUGGAGUCUGCACGAGUCCCCGUAUGUGAGAGGUUGGAUUCUGUUGUUCAAGAAAGCAGUAAUGCAUCUGCUGUGCAGAGCUCUGAUUUAAAAGGCAAUGGUAUUCAGGAAAAAGCACUUCCUGGACAGCCCAUUUGUCCACCAGAAACAUCUGCCACUGCGUCAGAAAAUGCAUCCCUUCGUUCAAAGACCAAGUGGCCAGAACAGUCCGAGGAGCUCUUAGGUUUGAUUGUAAACUCACUAAGAGCUUUGGAUGGGGCUGUUCCACAAGGCUGUCCAGAACCAAGACGGCGACCUCAGUCUGCACAAAAAAUUGCUCUUGUAUUGGACAAGGCUCCUAAGCAUUUACAAGCAGACCUAGUUGCUCUGGUGCCCAAAUUGGUUGAGCAGUCAGAACACCCACUGGCUGCCUGUGCACUUCUUGAGCGACUUCAAAACCCAGAGGCGGAACCUGCUUUACGAAUACCUGUUUAUGGGGCUCUUAGUCAAUUGGAGUGUGGUAGUGAAGUGUGGGAACGCAUUCUGUUUCAGUCAUUUGAGCUUUUGACAGACUCAAAUGAUGAACCCCUAACUGCAACAAUAAAUUUUAUAUUCAAAGCGGCAUCUCAAUGUCAACACCUCCCUGAAGCAGUUAGAUCUGUUCGUGUCAGGCUGAAAAAUCUAGGUCUUGAGGUGUCACCUUGCGUCCUUGACUUUUUGAGUAAGACUAUAAAUAGUUGGGGGGAUGUUGCUGAAACCAUACUUAGGGACAUUGAUUGUGACGAUGAUUGUGGUGACAGUUGCUCGGCUUUGCCAUGUGGGAUUUUCUUAUUUGGUGAACAUGGCACUGCUCCCAGUGGAUUGCAUGUGAUUGAUGAGCAGGCUUAUCAUGCUAGUCGUCACUUUUCUGAUAUUUAUAUACUGUUUGAAAUGUUAUCUAUUCCUUGCCUUGUUGCUGAAGCUUCUCAAACAUUUGAGAGAGCUGUAGCUCGAGGUGCAAUAAGUGCCCAGUCUGUAACCCUAGUAUUACAAAGCCGUCUUUCCCAAAGAUUGAACAAUAAUGGCAGCUAUGCUUCUGAAAAUUUCCAGCAUUCAGAUGGUGCUACAGAGGGAGAUGCCUGUGAGCAAUUGGGAGUUCAAAGGGAUGAUUACACUUCUGUUCUUGGUCUUGCUGAAAAUUUGGCCCUCUCUAAAGACCCAUGCGUGAAAGAAUUUGUGAAACUUCUCUACAUGAUAAUGUUUAGAUGGUUUGCCAAUGAAUCUCAUCGGGGGAGGAUGCUGAAGAGGCUUGUUGACCGUGCCACUAGCAAUACGGACAAUGGUCGUGAAGUAGAUUUUGAUUUGGAUAUCUUGGUUACUUUGGUCUGUGAGGAGCAGGAGUUUAUCAGGCCUGUUUUGAGUAUGAUGCGUGAAGUAGCUGAACUUGCAAAUGUUGAUCGGGCUGCUCUAUGGCACCAGUUAUGUGCCAGUGAAGAUGAAAUUGUGCGUGUUCGUGAAGAAAGCAAAAAUGAGAUUUCUAAUAUGGCUAAGGAAAAAGUUAUGAUAUCGCAAAAGCUGAGUGAAUCUGAGGCCACAAACAAUCGCUUGAAGUCUGAAAUGAGGACUGAGAUGGAUCGGUUUUCUCGGGAAAAGAAGGAACUAGCAGAACAAAUUCAAGAAGUUGAGAGUCAGCUUGAAUGGAUCCGCUCAGAACGGGAUGAUGAAAUCGCAAAGCUCUCUGCAGAGAAGAAAGCUCUUCAUGACCGUUUACAUGAUGCAGAGACACAACUUUCUCAAUUGAAGUCUCGGAAACGUGAUGAAUUAAAGAAAGUAGUCAAGGAGAAAAAUGCUCUUGCUGAAAGAUUGAAGAAUGCUGAAGCUGCACGCAAGAGAUUUGACGAAGAACUGAAAAGAUUUGCAACAGAGAAUGUGACCCGGGAAGAAAUCCGGCAAUCACUCGAAGAUGAAGUUCGUAGAUUGACUCAAACAGUUGGGCAAACUGAAGGGGAAAAGCGGGAGAAGGAAGAACAGGUUGCUAGGUGUGAAGCAUAUAUUGAUGGCAUGGAAUCAAAGUUGCAAGCUUGCCAGCAAUAUAUUCACACACUUGAGGCCUCACUCCAGGAGGAAAUGUCAAGACAUGCCCCUCUAUAUGGUGCUGGUCUGGAGGCUUUAUCAUUGAAAGAGUUGGAAACACUAUCACGUAUUCAUGAAGAUGGGCUUAGGCAGAUCCAUGCCCUUCAACAGCGUAAAGGGAGUCCUGCCGGGAGCCCUCUUGUGAGUCCCCAUGCUCUCCCUCACACCCAUGGAUUAUAUCCAACUGCGGCCCCCCCAAUGGCCGUGGGUCUGCCUCCCUCAAUAAUCCCAAAUGGUGUAGGGAUCCACAGCAACGGCCAUGUGAAUGGUGGUGCAGUUGGACCCUGGUUUAAUCACUCUUGAAUUUCUCUCUCGGGUCAGAGAGUGUUAUUCUUUUCGAGUUAUUUCUUUGGCAUUCUGGCUGAUAGAACUGUUGGAGCUUAAUGUUGGGUAAAGGAUUACCGAAUAUUAGAAGUUUUGGGUGAGAAGUUUUGCCUUACAAUGAUAAUCCAGUGGAACUAUCAGUUGCAAAUGCCGUACUCAUUUGCGCCUACGUCUUUUUGAGGGAAAAAAAAUUACUUACAGGCUUUUUUUAAGUUUCUAUAGUUAUAGCUUACUGUUAUUACAUAGUUUGGCAAGUGGUUGAAUCUAUUUUAUCCUGGGCCAGAAGUGAAGCGCUGUAAGAAAUCUUGACUGACAGUUUUUAAUACGUAAUCAACAAAGAAAAUCCCUUUUCCUCUGAUUACGUUAAUGUUGCAGGUUAUUCGUUUUAGGUAUGUAUACUUAAUUUUUCUUUUUUCUUUCA
Messenger RNA from Glycine soja, 5754 nucleotides. RefSeq lists its product as uncharacterized. Bases 171 to 5312 code for a protein of 1713 amino acids. Lineage: Eukaryota; Viridiplantae; Streptophyta; Magnoliopsida; Fabales; Fabaceae. Gene Ontology annotation, molecular function: protein binding. The record is from RefSeq and is a predicted model, not a curated record. The transcript is spliced from 9 exons.